GGUGGAGGCAGGCGCGGGGGGCCGGCGUCGGAGACCGGGAUUCGGUCUUCAGGGCGACCGAUUGCUGGACCAGCGGCGGUCCCGCGCUCCCCGGCCUGCGCGCGCCAGCUGCUCUGGGUUCCCCAGGCCGAGGCGCCGGCGGCUGCGGCAGGCCGGUGUGGUGGGCAGAGGGAGGCUCGGAGGGCGCGGGCGCCCGGUGCGCGGAGCAGGCGUGAGGCAGCUGGGGGCCGGGACGCCAUGUCCAUGGAGGACCCCUUCUUUGUGGUGAAAGGAGAGGUACAGAAAGCAGUCAACACUGCCCAGGGCUUGUUUCAAAGAUGGACGGAGCUCCUCCAGGACCCCUCCACAGCCACGAGGGAAGAAAUCGACUGGACCACCAACGAGCUGAGAAACAACCUCCGGAGUAUAGAGUGGGAUCUGGAGGACCUCGACGAGACCAUCAGCAUAGUUGAAGCGAACCCUCGGAAAUUCAACCUUGAUGCGACUGAAUUGAAUAUAAGAAAAACAUUCAUCACAAGCACUCGGCAAGUUGUCAGGGACAUGAAGGAUCACAUGUCCCCUUCCUCUGUGCAGGCAUUAGCUGAACGAAAAAACAGACAGGCACUGCUAGGGGACAGUGGCGGCCAGAACUGGAGCGCUGGAACGACGGAGAAAUACGCGCGCCUCGACCGUGAGCUCCAGUUGGCCAACUCCCAUUUCAUCGAGGAGCAGCAGGCGCAGCAGCAGCUGAUUGUGGGGCAGCAGGAUGAGCAGUUGGAGCUGGUCUCCGGCAGCAUCGGGGUGCUGAAGAACAUGUCCCAGCGCAUCGGAGGGGAGCUGGAGGAGCAGGCAGUUAUGUUGGAUGAUUUCUCCCACGAGUUGGAGAGCACUCAGUCCCGGCUGGACAAUGUGAUGAAGAAACUCGCAAAAGUAUCUCACAUGACCAGUGAGAUGAGACCACUCGCUGCAGCUCCCCCUGCAGACACGGGGGCAUCGUUUGCUGGGUUGUGUUCUGGGCUGGGCCCCAGGGAGCGUCUACACUGCCUGCGGCCAGUGACCUCGGCGAUGCAGCAAGGUAGGCCGGUAGUGACCUGUCGUGCUCACCCCUCACUUCAGCUCUUGGGUGUUUGAAGCUCCGAAAGUUCCAGCGGCGCCUUGGCUGUGUUGCUGCCAUCUGUCUGCAGGUGACGGCUCCUUAUUGUGGGAGAGGCUCUUUACCAACACAGGGCCGGGAGGUGGGCAGGACAGAGAAGGAACUUGGUUUCCCUCUGACGUAGGCUAAUGUGUUGGUGCUGUUUUCCUUCCGAUGUGACCUUUGUCCAGAAAUGCCCUUCCCCCACGGCUGUGUAGACCGGAACUGUACUUCCGCAGUCAUUGUCCCAUUGUCCCAGUCACCUGCCCGACUGCUUGGCCUGGGCCUGGUUUGCCAGGUGCAGCCAGUGAGAACGUGUAUUUUAUCUUUUUUUUUUUUUUUUUUUUGAGGCCAUGAGUUCUUGAACCCAGAAGCCACUUGAUUAUCCAGGGGGCGUUAGAAAUAAAACCACCCAGCUCCACUCUCCGCUGACCAAAGCUCUCACGGUCUUGUUCUGUGGCCCUGGCGGUAGCCCAGUUUCCCACACAAGCCAAGCUCUCUGUCAGCCCCGGGGGGGGGACCCCGUGUCCAGGGUUUUUCUUGCUGGACUCUGCAGAAAGCGGGCUUUAGCUGACCAUGCUACUGAACAGGAAGUGCAGCCCCGGGGGUAAAGUCCACUCCGGGAGAGGCGGACAACCUUGUCCUCAGGAAAAGAGAGGGACUGUGCAGGGUGGGGCGAGGCUGGCCUGGUGUUCCCGCUAAGAAGUUACUGGGACUCACUUGUAAGCUUGAUGUGGGUGCGUCCUGACUUGACCCAGGAGAGUGCCCUGGUGAGGGUGGCCUGGAAACCGGGAAAGGGCCAAAGACUGCAAGGGAUAAAUAAUUGUGGAUUGGUUUUCUCUAAGUGGAAAUAUGCUCUCACUGGCUCAUUUGUAAUCAGAACUUAGUGUAAUGAAAAAAUCAAAUGUGUAAUACGUGGCAGUCAGUACUCAGCAGGACGAAAUUGUUAUGUUUUUCUUCCAAGGAUAAAUAGCCUACAGUGUUUUAUUUUUAAAUGAUUAGAAGGCAUAAACUAAAGACGUGAGAUCUAGGAUUCGAACUGCAAAUGCCUGGGUGAUUUCCAAAUGGUGCGCAGUCUCCCCCCCCGCCCCCCGCCCCAGGAGAAGAACCCAGUAGCCCUGGUGCCAGUUUACACCCCUCUCCCCAAGUAGAUACAUUCUUGCUCUUUCCACAGGCUGGGUCUCCAGGCGUGGUGUGGGGCGGCGGCGGCGGCAUUGCCCCGGGGCUUGCUAGAAAUGCAGGUCCUCAGGCCUGCCCGGCCUUGGGCCCUGCCGAAUCACGGACUCUGGUGGGUGAGGCCGGCAGGCUGUAUUUCACAAGCACCCCGCCCCCCCCCCCCCCCCCCCCCGGGGAUUCUGCCGCCCACUGUAGUUUCUGAAUCACUGCUCCCGCAUCGUGGAAUUUACGCUACAGUAAACCAUCCCUGCAUAAUAAAACCUCUUCCAUAGCUUUGAUUGUAAUCCUGACGUUAAACAAACUGAUGACACUAUAAACUUGAAAACUUUUUAAAAAUACUUGCGUAAGAAAAAUCUCAACUAGCCGUCUUUCAAAGUGGUAUUUUUACACCCUGAAGUCUAUCAGUAAUGUUUCUUAUUUCUGCUCUUGAAAUCAUGUUACAGCUGUACAAAAAAUACUGUUCAGUAUUAAAAGAGAAAUGGAGAGACCAUGA
This is a messenger RNA of Hyaena hyaena (striped hyena), 2780 nucleotides long. It is a transcript of the gene STX6, whose product is annotated as syntaxin 6. The record is from RefSeq and is a predicted model, not a curated record. Gene Ontology annotation, biological process: Golgi vesicle transport; intracellular protein transport; vesicle fusion. Lineage: Eukaryota; Metazoa; Chordata; Mammalia; Carnivora; Hyaenidae. Gene Ontology annotation, molecular function: SNARE binding; SNAP receptor activity. The transcript has 8 exons. The coding region runs from base 238 to 1110 and encodes 290 amino acids. Gene Ontology annotation, cellular component: endomembrane system; synaptic vesicle membrane; SNARE complex.